UAAUAAAUCAAUUUUACUAGUGUGUUGGAAUUAAGUAUCUAAGCUGCAUUAAAACGCUGCUUGGAGUAAUAUAAGGGAUUUAACCUUCGUGGCAUUAAAAUUUAAAUGAUUUAACAGCUUACGUAAAUAAUAUAAUUAUUAGGUUUUGUGAUAUAAAAGGAUAUGAAUUUGUUGGACGCAUUGUGUUAUGUGCAUUUUACUGUCGUUUAGAAUUUGCUGAAGAGAGAUUUGAUCAUAUCAAGAAAAUAUUGAUUUUAGUUAGAUUUGGUAACUGUUAUGGCAUUUAGUAUGUGUGGUAAUGAUAACGAUGAUGAUUUUCCGGCAAGAGAGAUGAAGGAAGUGAUCAUGAACCAGUUGACUAAAAAUAUAGCAAUGGAGGUUGGGGAUAAGUAUACUAACUAUGUUUGCAAACGGAGACCUGAGAAACAUAAGACAGAUAAUCACAGAACUGGACCAGCACCUAUUGAAGAAUCUGACGCCAUCCGAAAAUCAAUUGCCAAAGCCACGUAUGGAACUUUAGAUUCUGAUCUAGAGGAUUUAGACUUCGAAGAUGUUCGAACCAAGAACUCAAAACAUUCUAGUUACACAAAGUUUCGAGUGACAACGAAUGAUCGAGGCGAUAGUCUGGCUAGUUGUAGAGCGCUGGUUGUUUAUUUUUCAAAGCUGGCUAAAACAAAAGACGACGAGGAAAUGAUCGAUUUGAAUUUUGUUGAUUCGUUGCUGGAGAAUGGUGCUGACAUUAACUUCUCAGAUAAGCAUGGUCAAACUGUCCUACAUGAAAUAUCGCGUGGCUGGCAUCCAGACAUCGCUAAAUUCGCAUUACAACAUGGAGCGAAUAUCAAUAAAGCAGAUGGUUAUGGGAGAACACCACUACAUCUGGCUGCUGCUGUAGACUAUGAUGAUAUGGUUAAAUUUCUGGUUGAAAACGGAGCUAAUUUAAGCGCUACAACUGUGGGUGAACUGCAAACACCAAUGCAUUACGCUGCGAAGAACAAUGCAACAUCAUCUUUGAAAGUAAUGUUAAGGCUUGGUGCACGCAUUAACGAAAGAGAUUACAAAGGGCGAUCACCUUUGUUUGUGGCUGCAGAAACAGCUCGGCCGGAAGCAGCCAGGUUCCUAAUAGAGCAAGGUGCACCAGCGGGGGUCUAUGACAGCAGCGGCACACCCUGUCUUUCGCUGAUGAUUGAGAAGAUACCGCAAAUUGCCAUCGAAGCUGUUGAACAAUUUCAUCUGUUAGAUAGAGCAUUCCGAAAGCAUUAUUACUAUCUCAGUUACCUGGAACCUGAUCCCAACUACUUGAUUGAUUACAUUCCUGAGAAUAAAAGAGAAUUGAGGGAAGUGAAAGAAAGGAAAAAACUUGAGAAGAAAUUAUUAACAGCUCGAGGUGAGCGAAUCAUGAAGAAGGAGAAGACGUAUGCAAAGACACCAUUAGAGGUGAUAGUGCAGUACAAUCAAUUGGACAUUAUCAUGCAUCCAGUUUUCCAAAGGCUGCUGCAUGUCAAAUGGAACUUAUUUGGAAAGUUCGGCUCAGCAAAACUUCUUGCAAUUAACUUGUUUUACACACUGCUUUGGACAAUGCUUGGUAUUAUGUUGCCACGUGAUCGCAGAUAUUACACACCCUUGGCUGCCAAUUGGUGGAGAGUUGUUCUGGAACUGAUUGGUGUAUUAAUGACAUUGUACUUUAUAUUUAUGGUAUGCUUGACUACUAGCCUGGUCUAUCUUAUUAAAUGUGUCUUCAUUUUAGUGCGUCUAAAUAUCUCCUUUUUAGCCCCUAUAAAAUUAAUUUAUAAACAAGAACGAAUUCAAUAUCGCAUAAAUAAAUUUCUUUUUGUUCCUCUUAGGAGAACGACUAGUGUUGAUAACAACAUCGAUAGUUUUUGCUGCUAUCCCUUUUUUAAACCAACUAAAAAUUUGAAGGAUGGUGAGAUAAGAUAUUUAUUAGAGGUGCACCAAUUACGUCUGACAGAGAAAUCGCACAACCGCUGGCGUCAAUGGCGCACAAGACACAUGGAAAAAGAUUUAAACUAUUGCCAUCCGCGGUGGUCGGAGGAAAAACAGUUUCUGACAUCUGAAUUGGAACAAAUAAGGACUUAUCAACGUACUUAUUUUCGAGAACCUUGGAAUAUAUUUGAAUGGGUUGCUUAUGUAGUAGUUCUGACGCUUGUGUUGACGAGGAUGAUGUCUAGCAUGUCGGGGAAUGAAACUGCUGCUGAAAUUCAUCCCAGAGUCUAUGCGUUGGGUUUAAUUGUGAUAUGGUUACGCUUUAUGCGGAGUUGUCGAAUGUUCAGAACGCUGGGUCCAUUUAUUGCUAUUUUAGGCUCAGUCAUCGCCGAUACAAUGAAGUUUGCAUUCCUGUUCUUUGAAUUCUUUGUGCCAUACACUGUUGCUUUCUGGAUACUGUUUGGUGGUCACAAAAAUGGCCACGUAAUGGGAGAAGAGAGUGCUGCAAAUUGGGAAAGUCUGAAUGAUUUAACAUUUUCUGUUUGGACGAUGACAGUUCUGGGACCAUUUGAUUGGAAUGGGUUAGUAAAGGCUGAUCGAUUUAUGGCUCAGUUAUUAUGUGGGACGUAUUUUUCAUUAGUAUGUGUUGUCUGCAUGAACCUUUACAUUGCUUUGUUGUCAGACACCUUCGCAAGAGUGUAUGCUCAAGCUAAGGCCAAUGCAGUAAUGCAGCAAGCCAAAUCUGUCAUCACUUUAGAAGCACAACUGGGAAGAUUUAAACGAUCGAAAUAUGGUCAUUACAUGCAAAGAGAAUGUUCACCUCAGGAAGUAUACACAAUGAACGAAAAAGAUGGCGAUGAUGGUGCGCAGGACAUGUUUAAUCGAGUUUCCAGACAAAUUGUUAACCGGGUCAUUGAAAUGGAGGAAAAGCUGCUGUAUUAUCUCAAGUUAUCAGAUAGCGAUCGCAUUCCACAAACAGGUUGUGUGUCACCAAAUCUUGUUAGUUCUAAUUAUAAAGAUGGCCGUGGAAAUGGAGGUAAUGGUGGUAAUGGUGGUAGACAUUCAGGAGGGAAUGCAGGAUACCCUGCUUGCAUUAAAAAUAAUGCCUUAUUUGAAAAUUAUAUUCAGAAACAAAAUCUCCAAAAUUCUGUUAUGCAGGAGGAGUUACGAGGUCUAAAACAUAUGAUGAAUGACAUAAAAACAAUGUUGUCUAUGCAACAAGAUGUACCAGAUUCAAUUCAAUUUCAAAACAGCACAUUACCACAUGGUUCAUCAGCUUCUAAAAAACUUUAUAUUCCUCGACAUAAUAGUCUUCGCAGUAUGGUUUCCAGUCACAGCUUCUCUGGUAGCGAAGGAAAUAGAUUUUCAAACACAAUAAAAGGAAGAGCAGGUUCAAUGCCUGAAGCAAUAGCACAUCAAGUAUAUACAGAAACUGAUUCACUGCAGCAAAAACGUUUUGAUCAAGAACAGGAUAACUUACAGAUCCAUCUAAGCCAAAACUACCAGCAACAACAAUACUUAAGGCCGCACCAAGACGAGCAGGAACAAUACAAUCAACUAAUUCAGCUGCAGUUACUUCAACAACGUCUAAAAGAGGCAGAAGAACAAAAGCAACAGUUACGACAGCAGAAUUACUUACAACAACAACAGGACCAGCAGCAGCAACAACAGGACCAGCAACAACAGCAGCAGCAACAACCACAACCGCAGCAACAGCAACAGCAACAACCACUAUCACAGAUGCAUCCUAUUAUACAAGAACAAAACAGCCACCAGUAUAUGACGCCACCCAACAUGGCAAAUGUAAGAAAAUUACAUCAUUCAAAUUCUGAUUCCAAUGUUACUAACAUAUACCCUAGUUUGUAUCAAUACACUCCUGGUACUAAUUCUGAGGGUGACUUUGAGACAAGCACGCUUGGCAGAGAGGUUUCAAAAUCAAAACGAAGACGACGAAAGAAAAAAAGCCUAGCUAAAGAUUUAUAUCUUAAUUCAAUUGGAAACAAUUUGGUAAAGGAAUCAAUACUUCUAUCUGAUAACUCAGCAGAUGUAGGAUUAACCUUACCGCUAUUACAAGCGCAAAUAGACCAAAUGAAUGAAGCAAAUGUGUAAACAUAAUUGACAAGUUAGUUUUUAUAUUUCCAGCUCUGUGAAACUGCAGAAUCGAAAGUGUAGAUAGAAUAAAUGCAAAACAAACAAUCAAGAUACAUCAACCGAUGUACGUAUCGGAACAUACGUAAGGCGAUCCAUUUUUAUACAUAAUUCGUUAAAAAACAACAAAAAAUUGUAUUUUUAUUUAAAAUUAUUAUAUUUUUACUAGUUCAUAUAUUCAAUUUUCAAUUUUUUUGUGAGUGUUAACACAUUACUAGAAGAGAAGAAUAAAAUGAUUUCCAUGUUUGAAACUUAUAGCGUCUGCGCAAAUUUUUAAACGAGUGGCUUUACUACCGAAUGUUAGUACCAAAUUCCUGCCCAAAAGAAAAAUAGACGAUUUUAUAUUUAGUCGCGAAAUUUUUUUCAAGUUUACACUUUUUUCCGAGCAGUAAAUAUUAUAUGACUAACUUUUGUACUUUUUAAUAAUUACUUUAAAUUAAAUGUAUAUUCCAUAUCCUUCAUAGGUGCCUUUUUAUGCUUUCCAAGCGUCUCUAGUUUAAAUGUCAUGGACAUAAGAUAUGGAUAUAGACAUAAUAGUAAACGUUGUACCUUUACAGGUUGUGGGUCGAUAGAAAAUCUGAUCUGAUAUGUAAGGUUGUGCCUUAUUUUAUUUUAAGGAAUGUACUUUUGGAAAUGAAAAUAUAGUCUAAAUAAGUUUAUGUGUAUCUGUG
Messenger RNA from Hydractinia symbiolongicarpus, 4760 nucleotides. RefSeq lists its product as uncharacterized. Gene Ontology annotation, molecular function: calcium channel activity; protein binding. Gene Ontology annotation, biological process: calcium ion import across plasma membrane. Gene Ontology annotation, cellular component: membrane. The record is from RefSeq and is a predicted model, not a curated record. Lineage: Eukaryota; Metazoa; Cnidaria; Hydrozoa; Anthoathecata; Hydractiniidae. The coding region runs from base 277 to 4050 and encodes 1257 amino acids. The transcript has 9 exons.